AUGCAUUACCACUCCACGACCACUCCCCAAAAUGGUGUUCAUAGUCCCACUGGGGGGGUCAUGUCCAGCGGACAGAAGCGCCAAGUCAGCACGAACAGCGGCUCCACAGUCGCACCGUACACACUAAAUCCGUUCCACGAUGUGUGUCGACCGGUCAAGAUGGUCAUUGAUCCGCCGGGAGUCGCUGGCAGUCUCAGCUUUGUCGAUGAUGACGCCGCCGACGGCCCGCUUGGGUCGGACGAAGUCAAGAUCCGAGGGCUCUCAUUCGCUCUAAACCCAGCUAUCCUCGGGAGCAACAACGAUUCAGCCGGACUGGUAGACUGUGCCGGCGUAGUUACAUCUCUGGGAUCAGACAUGAAGGACGCGUUUCGUAUUGGGGACCGGGUGUGCUGCUGGAACGCUAGCGCCGCCGUUGCUAGUCAGACCCGGGCCAAGGGCUGCUUCGUGCAAAGACUCCCGCCGUCCUGGUCAUUCAAGACGGGUGCUGCGCUUCCCCGGAUUUUGUCCCUUGCUUACUACGGCCUCCAGGAUUGCGCGCAAGUCGAGUCCGGUCAGACCGUGCUGGUCAAAGGUGCGAGCGAGCUGCUUGGCCAAGCCGUGACUCUUGUGGCCACUCUCCUUGGCCUUAAGGUUGUCGCAAUUGUUGGGACGGAUACUGAAAAGCAGGCAUUGCUGUCAAACUCUGGGGCCCAGCCUGCUCACAUCUUUUAUUCCAACGACAUUGCUCUCCCAGACGCGCUGCUACGCUUAACGAGAGGAGCCGGGCUCGACGCUGUCCUCAAUGCCUCGUCAACUGCUCUUCCGGAAGAUCUGAUAAAGUCAGUCGCGCCUUUCGGCACCGUCGUUGACAUGAAUGGUCGCAGCUUGUUUUCGCCCGCUUCCGACCGCUCCGUCAAGCGCGUAUCCUUUGAUGCCACCCAGCUGUUCCGAUACCGUCCCUUUCUUGCUAGUGCCGCCUUCAAGUCAAUCUUGUCUCUGCUUCCGGACGAGGACAUCGGUAGCGUCUUCCCGUUAGCAACGGUAUCCAUAGCCGAUGCGCUCUCGGCCCUCCAGAUCGUAGAAAGCCAAACGCAGGCAGCUAAGAUAGUGCUGUUGGCCGACGACGACGCGAUAGUGAAGAUAAAAGCCAGUACUGCGCCGAAGAAGGUUUUUACAGAAUUUGAGCGUUUGGCCCGGGCCAUCGCCAAUCUCUCUGUCCCGCAAGAGCAAAAGCGUAGGCUGCUUGCUUUGAUCACAAUAUCGCAGCCGUCCGCCACGGAACCCGAGGUAGCUGACCGCUCGACCCCAGAUCACGAUGGGGCAAGCGCGGAGCGACAUCUGGCGGCUGUUUCAAGCAUGUCCGAAGCACGCCGAGUCGUAUUAGACGAGCAACUCAGGAAGCUGGUCUCGCUCGUGGCCAUCAGCGCCGAUCAGGUUAAUCUUCACGAACCUCUGGUGGAUCUCGGGCUCGAUUCUCUGAUCGUGACCGACUUCAAGGACUGGCUAGGAAGCAAACUCGGAGCUGAGGUGGCCAUGCACGAAGUGACGAAUGCCCCAGGACUUGUGGCUUUGGCAGAGUUAGUGGCGCAGAGGUCCAAGUUCGUCCCAGACGGCCUUCCAGAGGAAACUACCCUCACUCAGGCAAGUGAAGUCGAGACUGUCUCCAGGCUGCCGAAAUCCCCAACGCUGCUCACAAAUGGCGCGGUGAAUGGCGUUGGCAGCGGGACAGUCCACCAGGACGCAGGCAUGAAUGGUAACCCCCCCUUCGUCCCGAACCCGUUGCCCAAGUUUCCCUUGCCCGAGAUCAAUGCGUUAUGCAAUGCGUUCCUCACUGGCGUCAAGGCAUUCGCAACACCGGCAGAGUUCAACAAUACCAUUGCGGCUUGCGAAGAUUUCAAGCGAGCAGGCGGUCCCGGUCGACUGAUUUACGACCGUGCCGCAGCUCGAGCGGCGGACCCAGCCAUCGAAAACUGGGAAUGGGAGCUACAGCUUCAACGCGGCUUUCUGGAUCGUAGAGUGUCGCUUACUCCGUUCACCAGCUUCUGGAUGGGCCAUCCCUUCAGCCACCAGCCGCACUCCCAAGCCGAACGAGCCGCGCUUCUCGCAUGUACGGUGAACAACUUCAAACUGAAGCUAGAGGCGGGGCACGUCGGGCCGGUGGUGCUGAACCAGCAGGAGCUGACCACAGCGUUCUACCCCUGGAUAUUCAACGCCGUGCGCGUCCCCGGCAUCCCCAGCGAUGCCAUGCAAAGGCAUCCGAACAACAACUAUUGCAUCGUCUUCUGGCGAGGGCACGCCUUCAAGCUCAGUCUCUCCGUGGGGAGCCGACCGGCUACGUACCCAGAGCUGCACGCCGCAUUCGAGCUACUGCUAAGUCAGUCAGUGGCGCGUUCCUUCGUCAGCAUCCUCACGUCGGACAACAGGCCCUCAUGGGCCAAAGCGAGACAGCAGCUCCAACGGCUGGACCACCAGAAUGCCGUGAGCAUCGCCGCCAUCGAAGCCGCCGCCUUCACCGUCUCCCUGGAUGAAGCAGCUCCGGAAAACGUGGCCGAGCGGAGCCGACAGUUUCAUCUAGGAGGCGAGAGCGAUGCCGCCAACCGCUGGCACGACAAGUCUCUUCAGUUCGUCGUGUGCCGCAAUGGCAUCUCGGCCACACUUGGUGAGCACAGCAUGCUGGAUGCCUUGACGCUGAGACCCCUGAGCGAUGCCAUAGGCGCCGCCAUCACCAACGAUGCUGAAGCAGGUGUGCGCGCCCCGGCGGCCGCCACGCGUGCUGCCGUUAUGCCCGAGCUUCUGCCGCUCAAGACGGACGCGACGCUGGAAGCGCUCAUUAGCAAAGUGCGAGCCCAAUAUGCUGACACCACCAAGGACGCCGACCAUGCCGUGUUCCUCUUCGAGGGCUUUGGCUCUACUGUGCUGCGGGCACAGAAGCUGUCUCCGAAGAGCGUGUUCCAGAUGGUCAUCCAGUUGGCGGGCUAUUCCAUCUUCGGGGAGUUGACACCGUGCUUUGAAAGCGUCAACCAGGCGCACUACCACCUCGGCCGCGUCGACAUCAUUCAGGUUGUCAACACCCAGGUCGCAGCGUUUGUGAAGGCGGCACGCGACCCGGCGGUGGACAUGGCGGAGCGCCGCAGCCUGCUCAUCAACGCAACCCGCGCACACGUCGCCUCUGUCGCCAAGGCGGGCAGAAACGCCGGCUGGGAGCGCAACCUGACUGCGUUGCGUGCCCUCCUGAACAAGGGCGAGCCGGUGCCGGCCUUGUUCGAGGACCCAAUUUACAAAAGAGUGCGGCCGAGAUUGAUGAUGAGUAACUGCUUCGAGACGGGAAUGCUGGACAAAGGGUGCAUGUGGAAGGAUCCCAAUGCCAUAUGGAUGCAUUAUGAGGUUUACGAGGAAUGUGUUCACUUCACAGUCGUGACUUCGGCUGCCCGCCGUGCAACGCAGUUUUGCCAGCAUUUGAAAGAGGCGACUGAACUUGUUAAACAAAUGAUUUUCCUAGAGUAA
Molecule: messenger RNA, 3483 nt
Organism: Thyridium curvatum
Lineage: Eukaryota; Fungi; Ascomycota; Sordariomycetes; Thyridiales; Thyridiaceae
Exons: 2
Coding region: 1-3483 (1160 amino acids)
Biological process (GO): carnitine metabolic process
Cellular component (GO): peroxisome; mitochondrion
Molecular function (GO): phosphopantetheine binding; carnitine O-acetyltransferase activity; oxidoreductase activity
Source: RefSeq, a predicted model, not a curated record